CAUAUGCUCGGUGUCGUCAUCGCGUUCCCUGCGUGCCCCUAGUGUUGUGGCGUUUAGUAAUGUAGAGAUUUAGAGACCAAAACACGAGUUUCUGGGUUAAAUAACCGCCGUCAGGAAGCCAAAGGGAUCGUUCACACCGACACCGACCCGGGACUAACACGGUACUCUACCGGGGACACUGCUGUAGCCAUGUCUGCGGGGUCCGGGAACAGAAACACGAACACGGAACCGUGGGGAAGCUUCGAUGAAAACCUCAUCCAGACUGGCGCUGGCGGCGCGGCCGUCAUCGACAUGGAGAACAUGGACGACACGUCCGGCUCGAGCUUCGAGGACAUGGGCGAGCUGCACCAGAGGAUGAAGGAGGAGGAGGAGGUCACCGCCGAGGCCGCCGCCGCCGACGACAACGACAACGGCGCCGAGGACGGAGAGUUCCUCGGCAUGAAGGGCCUGAAAGGGCCAGCUGGGACGACAGGUCGCUGACGAGGUGAGACAGGUCAGAGGUCAGGGGUUCACCUCUU
This is a messenger RNA of Perca fluviatilis (European perch), 518 nucleotides long. Its product is annotated as protein YIPF3-like. The transcript has 2 exons. The coding region runs from base 190 to 480 and encodes 96 amino acids. The record is from RefSeq and is a predicted model, not a curated record. NCBI's taxonomy places the organism in Eukaryota, Metazoa, Chordata, Actinopteri, Perciformes, Percidae.